CCUUUAACGAACUCGGGCGAUCGCAAGCGUGGAUCAAGGGGGCGCGAGGCGGGCGCCCCCCAGCUCGACCGCAUGUGGAUGGGGCGGCGGCCCGCCACGUGGGCGUGGCCGCUCGGGCUGGCCGCCGCGGCCGGCGCCGGGGGCGCCCGCCGCGGGGCUGCUGCGGCGGCGUGCGCGGGCGGCUGCGGCGGGGAGGGCGGGGAGGCCGCAUCCCUGCUGCAGGUCCACCGCGGCGAGCAUGCGGCGGCCCCUGCGGCCGGCGGCGAUCGUGCGGUGCAGACCGCCGCGGGCUCUGCCGGGGACUUCUGCGCCGCCUCGUCGUUCGCGAUGACCAUCUCGGGGAACACCGCAACUUACCGAUUGCCGGCCGGUAGCUCCCACACCGCCCAGUGCCGCUUCGGUCCUCUGGACGCUGGCACCAUCACCUUCCUGUGCAGCGGCGGUACGUGGACAUUUGGCAGCGAAGACUGCGAGUCUUCCCUGGGUGGGUGCACGGCCACACAGUUCACAGUUAACCUUAACGGGCAAUCGCACGUGUAUUCUGUCCCAGAGGCCCAGGCAGGAGGCAUAUUUACCGACCAGUGCCAGUUCGGCGAUUGGAACAGCGGCACGGUAACGUUCCACUGCCAAAGCGGCAAGUGGGAGUUCGGCAGCCACGCGUGCAGCAGCGAUGUGGGCAAUUGCCUCCCGACAAAUUUUGCCGUGCACAUUGGACAGCACAGCAACCAGUUCAACCUCCCCUCUGGGAGUAGAGGGGAGACCUUAUCUGAGGCUUGCGACUUUGGGGUGCUCCAGUCCGGCGACGUGGUUUUUGUGUGCCAGGGCGGAGAAUGGGAGAUGCAGAGUAAUAAUUGUGUUGCUGGGCCUGACUUCUGCCCAUCUGGGAGCUUUAAAGUCAAGCUUGGCGCCUUCACCAAAAUGUACCAGCUACCAGAUGGUCAGGCUGGUGAAAAGCACGCUGAACAGUGCGAUUUCGGCCCCCAUACGUCUGGGGAUGUCACCUUCGUGUGCGAGAACGGAAGGUGGUGGCUCGGCGGCACUGACUGUUCCGACCCGUCCGUUUAA
This is a messenger RNA of Prorocentrum cordatum, 1065 nucleotides long. Lineage: Eukaryota; Dinophyceae; Prorocentrales; Prorocentraceae. The record is from the annotation of a GenBank genome assembly.